ACAAGGAAGACAUCAUAACACGCAUGAGAGACUACAGCGAGGAGACGGCCCGCGUGAAGCGGGAAAACGCACGCCUCCGCCGAGAAAUGGCCAGCUUGCGGGCCCUUAUGAAAGGCGGCGGAGGCGGCGGUGACGCCUAGAGGGACGUCAUGUAUGAAGCGGGCUCUUUAGGACGGCUGGCGUUCUGGCUGCUUUGGGGGGUCACGACGAGAUUCAUCGCGGGCGUUGCGAGGCCGGCGUUGUCGUCGUUGUAUAGGGGCUUUUAUUUCAUGUUCUGGCAAAGCGGCUACUUCUACUUCUACUUGAACUUGAUGAUGCUUGUGGACGGGUAUAUGUGUAAUGAAACGAGAACGAAAAAAACGAGAACGAUUCUGGCACGACUGACUGACUGAGAUAACUUGGCUCGGCUUGGCUUGGACAAACCUACGCUACGCUAAUGCUGGAUGGAU
Molecule: messenger RNA, 449 nt
Organism: Daldinia decipiens
Lineage: Eukaryota; Fungi; Ascomycota; Sordariomycetes; Xylariales; Hypoxylaceae
Exons: 1
Coding region: 150-392 (80 amino acids)
Source: RefSeq, a predicted model, not a curated record